AUGGAUGAAUUGGUAGAGUGGUGUAGAGAUGUUGGACGCGUAAAUGGCUACGCCCUCGUCACCAAACGCACCAUCUACGAUAAAAAGGGUAGCGAUCAGCCGUUAAAAAUCUGGCUUACGUGCGAUUGUGCCGGCGAGUACAAAUCAACAGCCACGGUCAGACGCAGCGGGACUAGGAAAACCGGUUGCAAGUUCCAACUGAUUGCGGCAUACAAAAAGAGGUUAGGUUAUUGGGAUCUAAAGGUUGAUGAAGCUAAACAUAACCACGAACCAUUUAUGUAUCCAGAGGGUCAUCCGUCCCUAAUGAGGCUGACUCCAUCAGAAGAGAGGACGGUGAAGCAAAUGACGCAUCAGAACAUAAAACCACGAGACAUUCUUGCUGCCAUUAAAGAACAGAACCCCCAUAAUGUCUCAACAAGAAACACCAUAUACAACGCUCGGGCCAAAUUGGGUCGAAUGGAACAAGUCGGCGAGACUCCAAUGCAGAUACUUUUCGACCGGUUGGGGAAGGUUGGGUUUGUUUUUUACCAUAGAACAUCUCAAAACGGCGAACGGGUCGAGGAUGUUUUCUUCAUCCACCUGGAGUCGAACAUGUUGUGGCGCGCCUUCCCGCAUGUGUUGCUUAUAGACGCCACCUACAAGACGAAUCGGUACAAAAUGCCGCUAGUCCAGAUUAUCGGUGUUACAUCCACAUUGAUGUCGUUUUGCAUUGCUCAUGCGUUCGUAAGCAACGAGAAACAGGAAAACUUCACAUGGGUUCUACAGAGGUUGAAACACUCAUUAGACAGUGUUAUGGAACCCCGUGUAAUAGUAACGGAUAGAGAUCGCGCCCUAAUGAACGCAUGUGCAACCGUGUUUCCCAGGGCUAGACAUUCAUUGUGUAGGUGGCACAUACAGCAAAACAUCUUAAAACAUUGCAGGAAAAGCUUUAAAACAGAUGAUCAAUGGGAAAGCUUUCUUUACAAGUGGCGCGAGCUAAUUAACUCAACGACCGAUCAUGACUACAACUACUGGUACGAGCGAAUACGAUCAAACUUGCCAGGCAAAAAAACCGACGAGAUUAUGAACUAUUUGGAUUCAAUCUGGUUACAACCAUAUAGAGACCGGUUUGUUUCGUUCUGGAGCGACCAACAUCUGAACUUCGGUCAACGUACAACGAACAGGGCAGAGGGUCAACAUGCUCUUUUGAAGCAGUACCUAGGCGACUCUAAUUACACCCUGGAGAAAGUGGUACCACUUAUCGAUAAGCUCAUAAGAAACCAGGUGACAGAAAUCAAAGGCAGCAUUGAAACAAGCAGGAGCCGAACAUUGGGUCAUCAUAACAAACCAAUAUUUAAUCUCCUACUAAAGAAGGUUUCACAUGCCUGCCUAGAGUUGAUAUCAGACGAAGUAAAUGAAAUAGAAAAAUUAAUGUUAUAUAACCGUACAUGCGUGUGCCGUUUGUAUACAAGCUGUGGGUUGCCGUGCGCGUGUCGGUUGGAACCGUAUACAACGAAUGGUGAAAUGAAUCCGUUGGAGUUGAUAGACCCUUUUUGGAGAAAGUUAAAUUUGGACUCCAUAGUGGAACCGAGCAAGGUGGACUCUUUCGACUUAGACGGCGAAUUUUCGCUUCUCAAACAACAUUUAAGUGCUCAGCUGAGAGAACUCAAGAAAAACUUGAUUCAAAAGAUGAAGGAGUUGGUACAACUCAAUAAGACGAAGCUUAAACAACCAGUUGUGCAAAAAAACACACGGGGUCGUCCAACUUUAAAAGCUCAGCAACAAAGGAAGGAUGAUUCGUUUACGGAGCCUUCUAGACACAGCUUUUUUACAACGCAGGACCAGUAUAGUGAUUCAUAA
This is a messenger RNA of Helianthus annuus (common sunflower), 1839 nucleotides long. Its product is annotated as protein FAR-RED IMPAIRED RESPONSE 1-like. The transcript is spliced from 3 exons. The record is from RefSeq and is a predicted model, not a curated record. Gene Ontology annotation, biological process: regulation of DNA-templated transcription. Lineage: Eukaryota; Viridiplantae; Streptophyta; Magnoliopsida; Asterales; Asteraceae. The coding region runs from base 1 to 1839 and encodes 612 amino acids.